This is a messenger RNA of Salvia miltiorrhiza (redroot sage), 3615 nucleotides long. RefSeq names its product pentatricopeptide repeat-containing protein At2g15630, mitochondrial. The coding region runs from base 289 to 2226 and encodes 645 amino acids. The record is from RefSeq and is a predicted model, not a curated record. Lineage: Eukaryota; Viridiplantae; Streptophyta; Magnoliopsida; Lamiales; Lamiaceae. Gene Ontology annotation, molecular function: protein binding. Gene Ontology annotation, cellular component: chloroplast. The transcript has 3 exons.
UGUAAGCCUACUAUAUACAUAGUGGAAGAUUUCUAGACUACGGUCUCGUGGUUUUUCCCAAUUUGGGUUUUCCACGUAAAAAUUCUUGUCUCAUAUUUUCUUAUAUUUUGCACCAAAUAUUUUUCUUGGUUUGGAUCCCAUUUUGUAAUCCAGCAAGAGGGAAAAGAAUUAUCCUGGUUCCGCUGUGCAAGUGUCAUUUAUUUGGACACUCGUGAAUAUUUAUUCCCCACUUUUCCCAACAGUUUGAAAUCCAAGUUGAAAACCUCCCGCCUCGGAGUCGGAGGCGCCAUGAAAUGGCGCAAAAUUCUUCGUCUGUAUAAAUUCCGUGCCUACAAAUUUCUUCCGUUUCAGGUUCAUUACCACCAUUUUUCUUCAUCCGCUCACCCACCGCCGGCGCCGCCAAUUUCUCCGACAACACCCCAUAUUCUUGUUUCUUUUGCCAAAUCUUCUCAGUGGCAAUUAAUCAAACACCUUUCCCCAAACUUGACCCCUGCUCUAAUAGCUUCCACCCUCAUCCAUCUCCGUGGUUUCCCUGUCCUCGCCGUUGAUUUCGUUGGAAAUAUCGACCGUGAUUCUCUCACUAAUGAGUGCUACUGCCUUGCCGUUGCUAUUGCGGCACGCUGCCCUUCCCCGAAUCAUGCAUUGCAGCUCUUGAAGGAGUUGAUCUCUUCUCGUCCCUUGAUGUGUCGAGAGAUUUUUUAUGGCUUAGUGGGUGCCCGCGAGAGGCUGAGCAUUUCGAGCACGAUUGUAUUGAAUUUGUUGAUAAGGGCGCAUUGUGAGUUGAAUAGGGGAAAUGGGGUUAUGGAGUGUUUUGGCUUGAUGAAAAGGAUGAGGGUUUUGCCGAGCGUCGAGACGUGGAAUUGUAUGUUUAGUCUGUUCCUUAGGCUGAAUGAGAUGGGUACUGUGUGGGGUUUGUAUGGAGAGAUAAUCAGGUUGGGGAUCCGUUCGAGUAUAUUUACAUUAAAUAUGCUGAUCAAUCAAUUGAGUAAGGAAGGGAAUUUGAAGAAGGCUGAGGAGUUGGUUGGGUACAUGGAGGGUUUAGGGAUUAAACCGAAUAUAGUGACUUACAAUACACUAAUUUAUGGGCAUUCGCUGAAGGGAGAUUUUGAUGGUGCUGAUAGGGUUCUCUUGAGAAUGAAAGCAAAAGGUAUCGAGCCGGACUCCUAUACUUGUGGUUCCUUAAUAAGCUGGAUGUGCAAGUAUGGGAAGAUUGUGGAAGCGGCUGCCUUUCUCAGGAAAAUGGAGGAAAGUAGGUUUCUUCCAAGUGCUGUGGUUUAUAAUAACCUGAUCAAUGGAUGCUGUAGUUGUGGGGACGUGGAAAAAGCUCUUAGUUACAGAUACCAUAUGGAAAAGAGAGGAAUAUUUCCAACUGUGUCAACAUAUAACAUGUUGAUCCAGAUGUUGGUGUUGAAGGGUCGGGUUACAGAGGCCGAUGGUUUGAUAGAAGAAAUGCAAGCCAAGAAUAUCUAUCCCAAUCAAAUCACAUAUAGUAUAUUGAUCAGUAGUUGUUGCAAGGUUGGGGAGGUGGAGAAAGCUUUCAGACUGCAUGAUGAAAUGGUAAUUAAAGGGAUUGAGCCUACUCUGGUGACUUACACUUCACUCAUCCGUUUGUUGGUUGAUUGGAAAAGGAUGGAGGAGGCAGAUGAUUUACUUGCAAAGGCAUUAGCAAAAGGUGUAUUGCCUGAUCUUGUCAUAUUCAAUACAUUAAUAGGCGGCCAUUGUGAAAAUGCAAACAAUGAACGUGCUCUUUCACUUAUAAUGGAGAUGGAGAGAAUGGAGAUUACCCCAGAUAAAGUGACUUACGAUACUAUGAUGCAGAGUUACUGCAGGGUUGGUAAGGUUGAAGAAGCUUAUAGCCUUCUUGAUGUGAUGAGUAAAAGAGGUAUUAAACCAGAUCAUAUCAGUUACAACACUCUAAUUUGUGGAUAUAGCAAAAGGGGUGAUAUGAAAGAUGUUAUGAGAAUUCGGGAUGAGAUGCUAAGUUUAGGUUUGGACCCCAACCGGCUCACUUUCAAUGCUAUUCUAGAAGGCCUUUGCAAACACGGAGAAGGAGCAGGAAUUCAUGCUGAGGUAUUCCUUAAAGAAAUGGUUUAUAAAGGCAUUGCUCCUGAUGACAGUACUUAUAUCUCUUUAAUCAAAGGGUGCACAAGGGUUUCUGAAGAAAAUGUUCCUGAUCAAAGAUAUUGCAAGGACAAACUUUUUGUCAAGAAAAUGCCACCCAGCUGAGGUUUUACCAAGGAUGUGAUCUUUCACUAUUAUAUUCCUGAUUUGAGAAUCUUUUCAGCUUAGAGGUUGAAUUUGAACUCCUUGCUCCAGCAUCACGGUCCACGGAGAUAUCUCCAGAAGAUUCACUGGAAAAUGGUUAGUAGGCUGCAAUGCUGCAUUUUGUGAUGAUAUUCAACAUAAGGGCAAACAGAUUUCCGGUCUUAGUGGCUGAGUACUUCAAACUAUGAAUUCGCGUGAUACUAUUUGGGAAAGUAUUUAAGCUGCAAUCGAAGUGCUGUGAUGACUAUCCUUGUAUCGAAAUUUACGAAACACCAAUGGGAACUUUUCUCGGUCAUCUAGUGCCUGGGCUGGCCCUUGCUUCUCUUGGUCUAUGGCACAUUACAAACAUCCUGCGCAGUUACUUUCUGAAAGGCUCUUGCAAGUUUAUGUUAAGGUUUUGGUACCCACUGAGGUGUUCACUUCGGAUGCUAGAGCACCUCGAGCUCAUACUUAUCCUGUUUUUUUCUUUAUUUGCGAUUCUGAUCCAGAUAGUAGACAUUCAACACCCUCACUUCUUCUUCGAGCUUGACAAUGUUGAACAUGCUACCAUGUUCUUCCAGCUAGUUAUAUUUGCAAGUUUCACUCUUUAUACUGAGUUGAGUCAUUUAUCUGAAACUAUGUUAGGGGUUUCCUGUGUCCUUGUUGCCUCGAUUUUUGGGCAGGAGCUAUUCUUACUUCAUUACCAUUCCACUGAUCACGUUGGGCUUGAAGGCCAUUACCAUUGGCUGAUGCAGCUUAUAGUUUGUGUUUCGUUUCUGGGAGCUUUGUAUGCAACUGCUUCCCCGUCCAGCUUUCCUGCAGCGCUAAUUCUUUCAACAUCGGUUGUCUUCCAAGGAUGUUGGUUCAUAAACAUGGGGUUCAUGCUAUGGCUUCCUGAUUUUGUAGCACAAGGGUGUACAACGCAGGCAAUGAGUCCGAGCAGCAGCAUGAUGCACGGAGCAGUUGUAUGUGAGACAAAGGAGGCUGAAUCGAGGGCGAGGGCGUUGGCCAACUUGCAGUUCUGCUGGAUUCUCUCUUCAAUUUUGGUAUUUAUGACAUGUUGCUGCAUAGCUUUUGGCAGAAAGGUAACACAAAGGAGGCAGUCACUUGAUUAUGAGGAGCUUUCGAGUCCAGGUGCACAUGACCCUCUUGCAACUAUUGGAUUAAAACAAAUCCAGCUCUGAGUUUUAUGGUUAGCUAAACUAGUCACCAAUCCAUAAGGAUGGUGGUAUUGUUAUUUCUAUUUCUAGCUACGGUGGCGAUUUGGUCCUGUGCUGUAAUGAGUAGGUCAAAUUAGCGACGCCUGUAUUCGAGUUGCAUCACCUGAAUUUAGCUAAGAUAUGAAUGAGAAUGGGGUAUAUAUACAUAUAA